Molecule: messenger RNA, 421 nt
Organism: Aplysia californica (California sea hare)
Lineage: Eukaryota; Metazoa; Mollusca; Gastropoda; Aplysiida; Aplysiidae
Product: 60S ribosomal protein L31
Exons: 5
Coding region: 34-405 (123 amino acids)
Biological process (GO): cytoplasmic translation
Cellular component (GO): cytosolic large ribosomal subunit; ribosome
Molecular function (GO): structural constituent of ribosome
Source: RefSeq, a predicted model, not a curated record
CUUUUUGAUUAUUGUCGUAGCUGAAGGAUUGCAAUGGCUCCUCCUCGCAAGCAGCGUGAGAAAAAGAAGGCUGUGACCAAUGAGGUCAUCACCAAGGAGUGCACAAUCCACAUGCACAAAAAAAUCCAUGGCAUUGGCUUCAAACAGAAGGCUCCCCGUGCCAUCAAAGAAAUUCGCAAGUUUGCUGAGAAGAUGAUGGGCACCCCUGAUGUGCGUGUUGACACCAGACUGAACAAGCACAUCUGGUCUCAGGGAAUCAGGCAUGUUCCCCACCGCCUGCGCGUGCGUCUGGCCCGCAAGCGUAACGAGGAUGAGGACUCCACCCACAGGCUCUACACUCUGGUUACACACGUUCCCUGUGAGGACUUCAAAGGCAAACAGACUUUGAACGUUGACAAUGAAUAAACAGUCCUUCAAGUAU